Athalia rosae (coleseed sawfly) is the source of this 2548-nucleotide messenger RNA. RefSeq names its product laccase-2-like. Gene Ontology annotation, cellular component: plasma membrane. The record is from RefSeq and is a predicted model, not a curated record. The transcript has 10 exons. Gene Ontology annotation, biological process: iron ion transport. The coding region runs from base 270 to 2324 and encodes 684 amino acids. Gene Ontology annotation, molecular function: oxidoreductase activity; copper ion binding. Lineage: Eukaryota; Metazoa; Arthropoda; Insecta; Hymenoptera; Athaliidae.
CGUCCUUUAAUACCAGAAAUUUUUAAAGCGUCGACCUUAGUCGACUGGAAACUUUCGUUGCAUGUCUACGAGUCCUGGUAACCGGAUUACGAGUCUUUUUGACAGGGGAAACUUUUCCCCAUCGAUAAACCGCAGCUGUCCGUAGGUGGCGAGCUUUCCACACCGUGACCAUUGCAUAAUAACGUAUCCACAAGCAUAGCUAAGGAGUUACUUCGUAAACUAAACUCAGUCGAAUAAGCUCACGAUCGGAUCACGCCGACCGGUUCACCAUGCUCCUGCGGGAAUCCUUUUUCGGCCAUCUCGUUAUCGCCGUCGUCAUACUCUCGCGAUUCGCCUGGGCACAAAGUUGGGAAGAAUCGAACGACGUAGACGAUAGCGGAUCAUCUCGGUCGUGGUCGGGCAGUAGAGGUAAAUAUUUUUGGGAGAAUCAGCCGAAAACUCGACGGAAUGAUAUGUCGAGUCCCGAGGAUUGUGCGAGGGCCUGCGAGGACGGAGAACCACCUAGAUUUUGUUACUAUCAAUUCACCAUGGAAUUUUACACGACUAUGGGCAGAGCCUGUGAACUCUGCAAGCCAAACAACACCAACCAGAUCACAAACGUACCAAGUUGUCAGUGCGUCGAAGCCGAUGGCGUUGAAAGAGGGAUGUUAGCCAUCAACAGAAUGUUGCCUGGGCCGAGCAUCCAGGUCUGUCUGAACGACAGGAUAAUUAUCGAUGUUCAUAAUAAUAUCGAAGGUAUGGAAGUCGGCCUUCAUUGGCAUGGAAUCUGGCAACAGGGUUCUCAGUACUACGACGGAGUUCCACUUUUAACACAGUGCCCAAUUCCGUCGGGAACGACGUUCAGGUACCAAUUUAUCGCUGGUAACGCGGGAACUCAUUUCUACCACUCGCAUGCUGGCAUUCAAAAGAUAGACGGACAAUACGGAAGCCUUAUCGUUCGACAAUCACCGAGAAUGGAACCUCACAUGAAACUCUACGACGAGGAUCUACUGACUCACGUGAUUCUCUUGAGUGACUGGAUGCACGAAAUGAGUUCGGAACGGUUUCCCGGACGCGUGAAAAAUAAUCCUGGACAAAUACCAGAGAACGUUCUCAUCAACGGAAAAGGACGAUGGACGGAUCCAACUACAAAAAAAAGAACUCAAGUUCAGCUGGAGUCGUUCCUGGUUCAAUCCGGGAAAAGAUAUCGUUUCAGGAUGAUCAAUUCCCUCAGCUCCGUUUGUCCCGUUCAGAUGACCAUCGAAGGACAUUCUGUCUUACUUAUCGCGCAGGAUGGGGAGUCCGUCAAACCAGUACCCGUGAAUACAAUUACCUCGAGCUCUGGAGAACGAGUGGACUUCAUCCUGACCGCUGAUCAGGCCGUAGGUGCCUACUGGAUCCAAGUUAAAGCGCUAGGAGAGUGCAUCAGAUUUAAUCCGAAUCAACUUGCAAUCCUCAGGUACGCCAGAGGUCCGGAAUAUCCGCAAACUCCAGAGCCAGGGUACCAACUUGGACUUGAACCAGGAAGGAUUUACAAUCCUCUAGACGGUAACUGCGAAACGGUCCGAAACAACGUAGUCUGUGCGAAUCAAUUGAAGUCCGUCGAUACGGUAUCGAAGGAGAUCAUGAAAGCACAAGCCGAUCAUCGUAUCAUAUUACCCUUCCAAUUCUUCUCUUACAAUGACACGAUCAAAGAACUUUUCAAACCUGGAACCUACUCUCGAUAUUUGGUUGCGGCAGACGCGGAUCACAUAACGAGUAUAGUCGAUGGAAUUUCUUUUUCAUUUCCGAAAGUACCGCCAGUUUCCCAACCCGUAACAUCGUCCGAUACUUGCAAUCGGAAUAAUUUACCGAAGAACUGCGGCACCGUUUGUCAAUGUCCCCAUACUCAUCACAUAAAAAGAGGUGCAAUUGUCGAGGUCGUCAUGUACGAUGAAGUUUCUCAACCCAUGUUGGGCCACCCGUUUCAUCUGCACGGCUACUCUUUUCGGAUACUGAAGAUCGGAAGCUUCGCAGAUAAAAGGAACAUUUCCAGAAGUGACAUCAACGCGGUUCUUCAAGAACACCAGAGAAUGCUAGAUUCAGCGGGUUACCAACAACCACCGGGAAAGGACACGAUAUUCGUCCCGCAAGCUGGAUACGUUGUAUUCCGAUUCAAGGCCGACAACCCCGGUUGGUGGCUGUUCCACUGUCAUUUUCUCUACCACGUAUCCAUCGGAAUGAACGUAAUUUUCCACGUCGGUCAACAACAGGACAUGCCACCGGUACCGCCUGGUUUUCCCAAGUGCUACAGCUACACACCACCGGUGGAUAUGAGAGUCGAGAAGAAGCCGGUUGGGUGGUAAGAAAUUGGACGACCGAACGACGUUCGAGUGAGGGGUAAAUAAAUAUUCUAAAAUGAAGUGAGAAAUUUCUUUGGAUUUGAAAAAAUUGAGAUAUCAAAAGACGUACCCUAUGCUUUGAUGAUGACUGUGUCAGAUGCAUUAGAAUUUCGCAAGUUUUUUUGUAUGUCAGCGAACGACUUCUGUUUCGUUUCGGGUAGGACGAAAUAAAAAAAUAAUCCCGCUAG